Molecule: messenger RNA, 509 nt
Organism: Rotaria sordida
Lineage: Eukaryota; Metazoa; Rotifera; Eurotatoria; Philodinida; Philodinidae
Source: the annotation of a GenBank genome assembly
AUGGGAAAAGAAAAAAUUCAUAUCAACAUUGUCGUCAUUGGUCAUGUCGAUUCAGGUAAAUCUACUUCAACUGGCCAUUUGAUCUACAAAUGUGGUGGUAUUGAUAAACGAACCAUCGAAAAAUUCGAAAAAGAAGCUGCUGAAAUGGGUAAAGGUUCAUUCAAAUAUGCUUGGGUAUUAGAUAAAUUGAAAGCUGAACGUGAACGUGGUAUUACAAUUGAUAUUUCACUUUGGAAAUUUGAAACAGCAAAAUACUAUGUUACUAUUAUUGAUGCUCCUGGUCAUCGUGAUUUCAUCAAAAAUAUGAUUACUGGUACAUCACAAGCUGAUUGUGCUGUUUUGGUCGUUGCCGCUGGUACUGGUGAAUUCGAAGCUGGUAUCUCAAAAAAUGGUCAAACACGUGAACAUGCUUUACUUGCUUAUACCUUGGGUGUCAAACAAAUGAUUGUUGCUGUCAAUAAAAUGGAUACAACUGAACCACCAUAUUCAGAAAAACGUUUUGAUGAAAU